Molecule: messenger RNA, 2827 nt
Organism: Lontra canadensis (Northern American river otter)
Lineage: Eukaryota; Metazoa; Chordata; Mammalia; Carnivora; Mustelidae
Gene: MRO
Product: maestro
Exons: 10
Coding region: 324-1070 (248 amino acids)
Cellular component (GO): cytoplasm
Source: RefSeq, a predicted model, not a curated record
CUUCUCGUGUUCUUUUCUGGAGGAAUUAAAUGAGCAAUGCUGGGAAAGACACAAUCAGCUGUGAUGGACUUGCGGACAAAAUGCAGCUUGGCCAGCCCCACGCUUGGUUAGAGGACUGCGAUGUUCCUGGGAUUAGUUACAUUCACCUCUGGUCAGGAUGAGGUCUGAGGCAGGAUCCAGUCCCGCGGCUCUGCUCACUGCCUAGCUCAGGAAUUCAGGGCUGGGAAAAUUGAGCCUAGUCACCCCACCUGGCGACCACAGCGGAUCCGACCCGGGCUCCAGCCGCACCUGCAGCAGAUGACCACGUGACCGCCGCCAGUUCCAUGGAUCAAACACAGAGAGGAAUCCUGGGCCAGACCGGGCCGGUCCCCAUCACCCAGUCCAAGAAGAAAAGGACGUCAGUGAUGUCUUUCUUUUCCAAGGUCUCUUGGACACUGAGGUUCCAGAAGCGGGAGUCUCUGAAGAAUGUGUUUUCCAUCUUGGCAGAAAGAGCCCAGGACCCCAACGCUAAAAAGCGCCACAUGGCAAUGAGAGGUCUGGGAACCAUGGCCUGUGAGACCCCUGACAAGGUGAGAAAGUAUAAGAAAAUUGUCCUAGACCUGCUGGUGCAUGGAUUGUAUGACCCUGUGAGUGCUGAAGUCAUCCACGAGAGCUUGAAGACACUGACCAUCAUCUUGGGCAAGAUCCAGGGGAAAAGUCUAGGCUCUUUCUUCGUAGACAUCACUCUCCAGACCAGGACUUUAUUAGAUGAUGAGAAUGACAACCUGAGAUACUCAGCCUUCGUCUUGUUUGGCCAAUUGGCUGCCUUUGCUGGGCGGAAAUGGAAGACAUUUUUCACCAGCCAGGUCAAGCAGACUCAAGAUUCCCUCCUGAUACAUUUACAGGACAGAAAUCCCCAGGUUGCCAAGGCUUGCAAAACAACAUUUCGAGCCUGUUCUCCAUAUCUGAAAGAAAGAAAGGAAACCGGCUUCCAGACCGAAGAAGAUCAAAGGAACCCUAAACUCUGCCGGCAGCUGAGCCACUAUCAUCCAGAGCUCCUGCAGUUCUUCUAUGCAAAUAAGAUUCUGUAAACACAGAGCCGCAGGGAAAUUGUUCCAGUGAAGCCAGCCGCCAUGUAAGACGCCAGAUUACCAGGAACGAAGAAGAAUGUCUGAGAUCACCAUUUUGGAGGAAAGACCAGGCUAACUGCAUGGGAUGCCAUGUGGAGAGCUGAGGAACCCAAUCCACAGUGAAGUCUGAGGUCCAGACGCGUGACUCACGUUGGCCGUUCCAGCCAGACUCCGGCUGUCCACGUGACCCAGCUGACACCAGCUGUCUCCAUGAAGCCCACCCCAAGUUGCAAAAUUGUAAGCAAGUGAAUCAAAUGAUUGCUGUUUUAAAUCGCUAACUUCUAGGAUAGUUUGUCACUCGGCAAUAAGUAACCAAAAGAGGUUCCUAAUCACUAAUUUUGUCAUUUGGCCAGUUUUGUUUUGCUCUUAAUAAGUCCUCUUUGAGUUUAAACUAUAUUUCUAGAAAGUUAUAUUAUGAUGGAAUUCUGCGGUGAGAGCAAGGGAUGCCUUUUUUUGGACCUUGUUGGACCUUUGGAUGCCUUGUUCUCCUUUUUCUAUCUCACCCUGUGCAUCACAGCACCCAGCACGCAGCAGCUGAUCCAGAAACAUUUGCUCAAUGACUAAAUAGUUGCAAAUUGUAGCGGGAACAGCGUCCAAAGUAGUUUGCUACUCUGGGCUCUUAGCCAUGGGCUCACACUCUUCCUUUCCAGCUUUUUCUUCUGUUACUCUUUUUGCUUUAGCCAAGUUUGGCUCCUCUCUCUUUAAACCCUUCUCGCUCUCUUAUGCUCCUUUGCCUUUGCUCAGUCUCCUUCUUUUGCUUUGAAUUCCCUCCCCCCAAGCCAUGCAUACACACAUCUCAGGUGUAUAUCUUCUCUGUACUCUAAGACUGAUCAUUGCCCGAUCCCCUCAAUCAGGAAAGAGCUCGCAUCUCUGAAUUCCCAGAACAUUCUAGCAGUCUUAUGCUGCUUGACAUGUUUGAUCUCUUUGAAAGUUUUUACCUCCAUGUCUUUUUCCCCCUGGUUCAAGGGAAGCUGCUGAAGGAGGGAUCCUACACAGUCUAGCUUUGUGUCUGUCACAUGACCUCAAAGGUACUCAGUAAGUGCUUAGUAAAUAAAUGUGGAUUGGGGAGGAAAAAGUCCGGAAGUCAUCUGAAGCUACUCCCCCUUGGGAGAAGCCCAUUUUGUCAAAUGAGGACCAUCACUUCUCUCCUUAUAACCCAUCUGCAGGUGACUUAUAUGCUUGUGUACUUAAGUAACCCUUUCCCUGUAAGAUACCUGUUAAUUUGCUAAUCUAAAGAUAAGGCUUUGACAUUGUUUUACUUUUAAACACUAGAUAUGCAACAGUUGAGUGAAUUAAAGAAAGAAAAAUGAAUGUUCAGGUGUUACCGUGCUAUGUGCUCAGGGUAGAGAUGCACAUAAAACAUGGUCCCUACUUCCCGUUGCCCGCAUGAUGAACCUUUCUUAAAGGGAAGGAGAAAGGAGAAAAAGACAAAGAAGGAAGUAGAAAAUCUAACAAGUAAUCAGUACUGGAACUCACUGUGAACAGAAUCCAGUGGAAAUCCGGUCCAUAAUGUUGAGUUAUAAAAAGCACGAGUAUGUUUUACAAGGACAGAAAUAGCAGCUGUGUGGACAGCUAGCAGAUAGUGCUAGAAAUAAGGCAAAUGUGUAUUUGUGCUUUUCUGCAUUUUCCAGGUUUUCAGCAAUAAGCAUGUAUUACUUUUGCAAUCAUAGAACACAUGCAAAAAUGCUCUUUAAAGUAAAAAUGGACUCCGUAUUGGU